Cataglyphis hispanica is the source of this 3009-nucleotide messenger RNA. RefSeq names its product ATP-binding cassette sub-family F member 3. The transcript has 8 exons. Bases 286 to 2079 code for a protein of 597 amino acids. Lineage: Eukaryota; Metazoa; Arthropoda; Insecta; Hymenoptera; Formicidae. The record is from RefSeq and is a predicted model, not a curated record. Gene Ontology annotation, molecular function: ATP binding; ATP hydrolysis activity.
GUAUCCUGGACAGUUCCAAAGACGACUUCGAGGAUGGUGACGAGGUAUACGAGGCGAUCGGACAAGUAUUGCACGAGGUAGCGGACAAAUCAGAAAACGAGGCAAAUAUGCGUGAAACUAUUGGAAAUAUUAAAAGGUAGUUCAAAUAAUGAUGAAAUAGACAGAAGAAAAAACGGUGUUAAUAAGGUAUUAAACGCUCCAGUACAUUUGGGUGCUCUGGCUGCUACUUUAGAGGCACAAGUCGAACAGAUCAAGAGUAUAUGGGUCACGACUAGAGAUGAUGCAAUGAAAGUAGAUGCAAAAAAAUUAGAGAAGGCCGAGGCUAAAUUGCAACAGAAACAAGAAAAACGAAUCGUAAACGAGCAAGGAUCGGCAUCUCGCAUUAAUUCUGUCAAUCAUGCGGCUGAAAGCGCGGCUAGUGCAAGCCAAAUGAUGAGCAAAAAAGAUAGUCGAAUGGAGACCAAAGGUGGAGUGAAUAAAGCUCAGGACAUAAGGAUAGAGAAUUUUGAUGUUGCAUAUGGUGAUAGAGUAUUAUUACAUGGUGCUGAUUUAAUGCUCGCAUUCGGCAGACGGUACGGUCUGAUAGGUAGAAACGGACUCGGUAAAACUACUCUGCUUCGAAUGAUAUCGAGUAAACAGCUAAGGAUACCGUCUCACGUGCGUGUGUUGCACGUUGAGCAGGAGGUAGCCGGUGACGAUACAUCCGCUUUGGAAUCCGUCUUGGAAUGCGAUCAGGAGCGAAGUGCGUUACUCAGUCAAGAGGCAAAAUUACAAGCAGCGAUAGAGAAGGAUGGCUCCAAAACGGGCGAUGCUUUAGGUGAAGAAUUGGCUCGGGUAUACGAAGCGAUGCAGUUAGCUGAGGUCGACAAGGCACCCGCUAGAGCGAGCGCAAUUUUGUCAGGACUUGGAUUCUCUGUGGAAAGACAAUCCUGGCCGACCAAAGCGUUUUCUGGUGGUUGGCGAAUGAGGCUGGCUCUCGCGAGAGCUCUCUUUUCCAAACCAGACUUAUUGUUACUCGAUGAGCCAACAAACAUGCUUGAUAUUAAAGCGAUACUCUGGUUGGAGAAGUAUCUACAAACGUGGCCGAAAACAUUACUUGUAGUAUCACACGAUCGGAAGUUCUUGGAUACGGUCCCCACUGAUAUUUUGUACUUACGUGGGCAGAAAAUAGAAGCGUAUCGUGGUAAUUACGAGCAAUUUGUGAAAACGAAAGGUGAACGCGAGAGAAAUCAGCAACGAGAAUACGAAGCUCAGCAAGCAAAAAGAGCGCAUGUACAGGAAUUUAUCGACAGGUUCCGAUACAAUGCGAAUCGUGCAUCCAGUGUACAAAGCAAAAUAAAGAUGUUGGAAAAAUUACCUGAGUUGAAACCAAUGGAGAAGGAAAGCGAAGUGACUCUCAACUUCCCAGAUGUCGAGCCACUCAGUCCACCGAUACUACAACUUAACGAAGUCUCCUUUAGUUACAAUGGAGGGGACUUAGUGUUUAGCAAUGUGAAUCUUACUGCCAGUCUGCAAUCGCGCAUCUGCAUUGUCGGGGAGAACGGUGCGGGCAAAACUACUCUUUUGAAGAUCAUCACAGGUGCGUUGAGUCCGACACGAGGCACGGUUCACGUGCAUCGUAAUCUAAAGUUUGGGUACUUUAGUCAGCAUCAUGUCGAUCAACUGGACAUGCGCGUUUGUCCCGUCGAACUUUUACAAAUGCAUUUUCCUGGCAAGCCUAUUGAGGAGUACAGGCGAAUGCUUGGAAGUUUCGGGAUAAGUGGCAAUUUGGCUUUGCAGACCAUAAAUUCUCUUUCGGGAGGACAAAAGUCUAGAGUGGCAUUCGCACUUAUGUGUGCAGCGAUGCCUAAUUUUUUGGUACUCGACGAGCCUACGAAUCAUCUUGAUAUCGAAUCGAUUGAAGCAUUGGGUAAAGCUCUCAACAACUGCCAAGCUGGUGUAAUAUUAGUGUCGCAUGAUGAACGCUUAAUCCAGAUGGUUUGUACAGAAUUGUGGGUUUGUGGAGAAGGUUCCGUUAGAUGCAUUGAAGAAGGUUUUGAUGAAUAUCGCAGGAUCAUCGAGAGGGAACUUGAAUUGUAAGAAAACAAGUCUAAUGUGAUACUGUCUCGUAAUCUUGCGUUAUCUCUUAUACCGAGUAAUAUAUCAUUGUGAAAAUUUUAGAAGAAUAUCGCCCUUUUAAUUAAAAUCAUCUUGCGACUAAUACCUAUUUUGUAAUAUUUACUUUUUUCCAAACACAUUUGAUCGCUGGUGUCUUAUUUAUUUCUCAAAUGUUUUUCUCUCAUGAAACAGAUUAAACAUAGCAUCAUCGAUUAAUAUAUUAUAUGUACGAUUUAUUCGUCUAUCCAACACAAAUGUCUGUUUUCCUUUUUUGGUAAUUACAGUAUGUAUCUUUUUUCUUAAAUUUAUUAAUAAGUGAAUUAUAUUCAUUUUUCCUUAAUACAUUGAGCAAACAUAUUAUUCGACUGUGACAUGCAAUCUGUGAAUUUGGACAUUUUCACACUAAACAUUCUAUUACAAAGAGAAAAUAAUAAAAAAUAUUGUUAGAUAAAUAAUGCUUUACAUUUACAUCUUACUUGAAAAUAUAUUAAUCAUUUACUAUUCUGCAUGUAAAGAUUGCAUUUGUUUAAUCAGUAACAUAAUAUAAUUAUUGGUAAGUCAACAGAUUUUGCUGUUGCAAUUGUUUAUUAGUAUUGAAAAAUAAGUUACAACUUUUUAUUUUGGCCUUUGUAUAUAAUGUUUAAAUAAGUAACACGAAGAAACAUAACUCAUCAUACAUCAAUAUUGAUACAAUGUCGUAAAUUAAUGAUUUUGGUGAUAUAUCUGUUAUAUUUUUUUUACACAGAAGUAUAAGAAAAAUAUGUGAUUGGGAAGGUUAAAUGAAUAUGUUUUUAAGAUGAGAGUAAAUGUACCUUUUGUUUUAAUCUCUUUUAGAUUUCUGUUAGGUAAUAACAGGCUUAGCCUUUCUAACGAUUUAUAUAUAUAUAUAUAUAUAUAUAUAUAUAUAUAUAU